CCGACGGACAGCGCUGUGUACAUGCCCGUCAGGUCGUCCUCUGCGAGCUUUUUGCCGCGUAGAGGCUUUAACUGGCUUAUUUUUGUCCAGCAGUAGGAAAACAGCAGGUUAACGAUGACUUCCAGAGGGACACCGAGCCGUUUCUUAAGAAGUGUCCUUCAAAAUGGCGUCGGUCGGUACGUUUGCCAGCUGAAACGAGUCUCCAUCAUCUUCUCCAAAAAAGCUUCGAGCUCGCUGGGAGUGAGGGAUUUUAUUGAGGAGGGAGUCGUGGAUUAUGCCAACAAGAACCCUGGAACUGUCGUCUAUGUGUCUCCGCAGCCCUGCGGGACACCAAAGAUAGUUGCAGAAUACUUAAAUGGCAACGUGAGGGAAGAAAUCAUCGCGAGCAAAACGGCUCAGCAGAUAUCGGAGCUCCUGACUAAGCUGACCAGUCAGUCCGGUCUGGACAUCAUCCGCAUCCGCAAACCCAUCCACACCGACAGUCCCAGCGUCCAGGGCCUGUGGCACCCUUUCACCAACCGGCCCCCGUCUGUCGGCCCCAUCAGACCACAGAAAACGGACUCUCAAUAAGGACUGACCGAAGAUGAAAAUGUUUAACUUCCAUUUGUAUGUUUUUUGCAGUUUAAAUUAAAUCACUGGUGAAUAACA
Archocentrus centrarchus (flier cichlid) is the source of this 648-nucleotide messenger RNA. Its product is annotated as 39S ribosomal protein L43, mitochondrial-like. Gene Ontology annotation, molecular function: structural constituent of ribosome. The transcript has 3 exons. Lineage: Eukaryota; Metazoa; Chordata; Actinopteri; Cichliformes; Cichlidae. The coding region runs from base 115 to 570 and encodes 151 amino acids. Gene Ontology annotation, biological process: mitochondrial translation. Gene Ontology annotation, cellular component: mitochondrial large ribosomal subunit. The record is from RefSeq and is a predicted model, not a curated record.